AUGGUAUGGGUUCAAUUUCCUGGACUCAGUUUGGAAUACUGGGAUGAGGCAACUUUAUUCACUAUCAGCAAAGCAAUUGGAAUUCUAAUCAAGGUGGAUGCAGCUACUUUACAUUUUCAGAGUGGGUAUUAUGCUAAAGUGUUAAUUGAGAUUGAUUUGGCUAAGACAAUUCCUAAUAAACUUUGGAUAAUCACAAGGUAUGGAGCUUUCUCUCAAGGAGUUAUUCUUACUAAACUUCCUAAAUUCUGUUCUAAAUGCAAAAUUCUUGGACACUUAACAACUGAAUGUAGAGCUUCACAGCACUCUGCCAGAGAAAGUAAUAUUAAUCAAAUUGAGAAGGAUAUUAUUAUAAAACAGAAACAAAGAUCUCCUUCCUCAACCUUGGAUCCUCAUGAGCAUACUUCAAAUCCUUCUGUUCAAUUUCAUAUCAUUGAAGACUCUGAUAAUACUUCAACUUCUCAGAAUAUUAUUGAAGUUUCUAAUUCUGUCCAUGAUCCUUCCUCUGUCCACACAAGUGAAGUGAUUAAUAUUAAUACUACUAUGGAACUCAUCAAUCCUACUUCUGGUAUAAAUAUUACAAGUAAUCCCUUUGAAGUCCUACAAGAGAAUGAAAGUGACUCUGAAAAUGGUGAAAUCAAAGAGGUUAGUACAGCUAAUCUUUUAGAAUUUGGCUCUAUUUCUCAAACUAUUGCUAUUAUUCCAAAGGCUUUUAUUAGUAAUCUGACAAAUGAUGAAGUAACUAAUCAAUGCAUUACUGUUGAAGUUGGUGGGGUUCUUGUGACAGAAGUACAUACUAAUUCUUACACUAUUAAUAGAAAAGAAUUGUGGCAAGAUUUGUGUGAUAUUAGUCUUAUGGAUAAACCUUGGUUAAUCCUAGGUGAUUUUAACAUAGUUUUUUCUAUAGAUGAGAAAAAAAGGAGGGCUGGAAGUAAGAGAAUUCUUUGCAACCUUGAUAGAGCUUUGUAUAACUUGAAAUGGUUGGUCAAAUUUAAUGGUUGGAAUUAUAAAGUUGGUACUAGAGGAAUUUCUGACCAUAGUCCUAUUAUUGGUGCUGAUGCUGUCAUUCAUAGAGCUCUCAAUCCUCCAUUUAGAUUUCAAAAAAUGUGGCUGACUUAUCCUGAUUUUAUGCAAGUGAUCUUAGACUCUUGGAAAGAAGAAAUCUAUGGCGAUCCCAUUUAUGUAUUUAUGAAUAAACUUAAAAGAUUGAAAAAUUUUCUAAAAAUGUGGAAUUGGGAGGUUUUUGGUGAUGUGAUGGAAAAUCUUAGAAAAGCUGAAGAAAAGGUGAUGGAGGAAACUUUGAAAUAUGAUAGUGAUCCUAAUGAUAUUAAUAUGCUUAAUAACCUUGUGACUGCUAGAGGGAAGUAUGAUAUGGCUGCCAAUAAUUAUAAUACUUUCCUCGGAGAUAAAGCUAGGAUCAACUGGAUUCAGGAUGGGGAUGUUAAUUCUAAAUUUUUCCAUACUAGUAUCAAGCUAAGACAAGCUCAAAACUCUAUAUCUGAAAUAGAAGAUUAUACUGGUAAUCUUAUUACUGAUCAAAAUGGUAUCUCAAAUGUGCUAAUUGAUUAUUUUAGCAAGAAAUUUGCUCAUCAGGAUGUUCAUAUAAAUGAAUCUUUCUUUGAAGUUGUUCCUAAUGUCAUAACUACUGAUGAUAAUUCUUACUUAGAAGAUGGUUUCACUAGUGCCCUUUACAGAUAUGCUUGGGAGGUUAUAAAAGGUGAUCUAGUAGCUGCAAUUCAAUACUGUUGGCAGAGUAAUGUCAUUCCUAGUGGUAUGAAUUCUAACUUUCUUGUUUUAAUUCCAAAGGUGCAUGGUGCUAAGAAUGCUAAGCAGAGUAUACAUGAACAAGUUUUGCUUGCUUCUGAGUUAGUUAAUGAACUGUCAGUUAAAAGAAGAGGAGGCAAUUUGGGACUCAAAUUGGAUAUUUCUCAGGCCUAUGAUACCAUGAGUUGGGAUUUCCUCUAUAGAGCUCUUAUUAAAUUUGGGUUUUCCUCUAAUUUCUGUGAUUGGAUUAUGAUCCUUCUUAAUACUUCUAAAAUGUCUAUUAUGUUAAAUGGUGGCCCUAUUGGUUUCUUUGGAGUUGGCAGAGGUCUUAAGAAAGGUGAUCCUCUUUCACCUAUCCUCUUUAUUAUAGCUGGAGAUAUCUUAAGUAGGAAUAUUCACAAGUUGGUUCAAGAUAAGAAAGUUCAACCUAUGGUGAUAAGAAAUGGUAUUCAUCCUACACACUUAUUCUUUGUUGAUGAUAUUUUCUUGUUUUGUAAUGGAAAUAUGAGGAGUAUUAAUCAUCUCAAAAGGUUAUUGCUUGAAUACCAAGAAGCAACUGGCCAAAUUAUAAAUACUUCUAAAAGUAGAUGCUUUGUGGGUGGCACUUCUUCUGUGAGGAAAAGACAAAUUGUUGAUUUCUUUCAUAUAGAUAUUUCACAUUUCCCUGACAAAUAUCUAGGUAUGAUGUUAGUUCAAGGGAAAGUGAAAUCUUCUCAUCUUUGGAACUUAAUAGAAUAUAUGCAUCACAGAUUGUCUACUUGGAGUGGCAGAUUAUUAAGCUUUCAAGCUAGAUUUACAUUGGUCAAAUCUGUUCUUUGUAGUAUUCCAGUGUAUAACAUGUUCAUUUAUAAAUGGCCAAGCAAAGUAGUGGAUACUUGUGAAAGGAUUAUUAGGAACUACUUGUGGUCUGGUAAUGCCGAGGACAGAAAAUGUAUCACUCUUAAAUGGAACACAGUUUGCAUUCCUUUUGAAGAAGGUGGUCUGGGAAUCAGGAGGCUAGAAGACAUGAAUAAAGCUUUAUUAAUGAAAUUCCUUUGGAAUAUGCUUCAAUCUGAAGAUGAAUGGGCUCUAUUUUUUCUAGCUAAAUACACUGACAAGAAUGGUAACUGGAUUUCUUAUUACAAGAGAUCUUCAAUUUGGCCUGGCAUUAGAUGGAUAAUUCAGGACUUUAAUGAUCUUACAAGAUGGGAUGUUGGUGAUGGUAAACAAAUAUCUCUCUGGAAUGAUAGAUGUAUUUAUGAUGAUCCCAUUAGCAAAUUGUAUCUUGAUCACCCAGUAAUUACUUUAAAUCCUAAUCUGAAAGUCAGUAGCUUAAUUGUGAAUGGUCAAUGGAUGAUCCCUGAAAAUUUUCUCCAAAUUAUUCAUACUGACCAGCUCCCUGUUCUUAGAAAUGGUGCAUAUACUCUAAUAUGGUGUAACAGUCAUUCUGGAGUGUUCUCAGUUGUUGAUGCAAUGAAGAAAAUCAGUUCCCACAUGCCUAUAUUGCACUGGCAUAAAAAAAUCUGGAAUUCUGCAGUUUUUCCUUCUAUCUCAGCUAACAUUUGGAAACUUACAAGAGAAGCAUGUGCAACUGAUGAAAAUUUGACUAAAAAGGGUUUCCAUAUGGUGUCAAGAUGCUGCAUUUGUCACUCUGAUAUUGAUUCUCUGAAUCCCAUUCUAUGGAAUUGCAAAUUCAGUAAGCUGUUGUGGAAAAGGCUGGGAGGUGAUCUUGGGGUUCUUACAAAUUAUAUUGUUGAAUUUAUUGCAAGUAUAAGAGCUUUGGAAUGGGCCCUGGAUAAUCAGAAGCUCAAGGGGAUUCUGCAGACUGAUUCUAAAGCUUGUGUUAUCUCUUUGAUGAAUAAGCAGAUACCAUGGUUUCUGGUAGAAAAAUGGCAAAGAGUCAUUUCUGGCCUCCAAUCUAUUUGUUAUAGGCAUGUGUACAGGGGGUAA
Molecule: messenger RNA, 3690 nt
Organism: Papaver somniferum (opium poppy)
Lineage: Eukaryota; Viridiplantae; Streptophyta; Magnoliopsida; Ranunculales; Papaveraceae
Exons: 6
Coding region: 1-3690 (1229 amino acids)
Source: RefSeq, a predicted model, not a curated record